ACUGUCGGUGACUUCGUGAAAUCCGCUAGGUGGGGAAGUUUGGAUGAAGGCUCAAGUUAAAGCACGUUGCAGCCGUCAGACUUUAAACCGUCUACAUUUUCACGUGUCUUACGUUUAGUGCCUUCAUUCGGUUAGUUGUCCCGAGCAAGACAUCAAAUAAAGAGAAGAACUAAAGCAUUGACUGUUGGUGUCCAGAGAUAAUUCUAACCACAGAAGAUGAGCGAAGGCACUGGGCCAAUAACGAGUGCAGGUGAAGGCGAGGAGGUGCCUCAGCCCUUCUCUGUCACCAUCGGAGCUACAGUUCCCACAGGGUUUGAGCACACAGCCGCAGAGGAGGUGCAUGAAAAGAUAGGAGCGGUUGCCAGAGUUAGCAAAGACCGAGGCAGGAUAUAUUUUGAAAUAACAACGGAUAACCUUCCCAAGGUGCAUCAUCUAAAGUCUGUAGACAAUCUGUUUGUCGUGGUUGAGUAUUAUGAGAAUUAUCAGUUUAAAGACUCCAAGGAAGAGGCAUUAUUAGACUUCCAGCAGCUUGCGUCUACAUUACCAUGGACGAAUGCUUUGGAAGUAUGGAAAAUGAACAACUCUGUCAAGAAAAAGAGAAGUCGGAGAAGAGGAGCUGCCAACUCCAAACCAAAACCAAGCAGUGAUGCGUCAGAUCCUGAGAAGCUGCAAACUGAGCCUGAAGCUCUGCAGGAAAAAGACGAGCAAAAAGAUGCUUGUGCUGAGCAGGAGACGGACCCUCAGACAGAGCAGGAUUCCGAGACGCAGGAGCAGGCUGAGAAUAAACCUCUCAAGUUCCGUGUGACAUGCAACAGGGCUGGAGAUAAACACAGUUUCACCUCUAACGAUGCAGCACGAGACUUCGGUGGUGCUGUGCAAGAGUUCUUUCAGUGGAAGGCAGACAUGACCAAGUUUGAUGUGGAAGUGUUGUUGAAUAUCCACAACAAUGAAGUGGUGAUUGGCAUUGCCCUUACAGAGGAGAGCCUACACAGAAGAAACAUAACUCACUUUGGCCCCACCACUCUACGCUCCACCUUGGCUUAUGGCAUGCUUAGACUUUGCAAGCCACAGGUAUCAGAUGUGAUAGUAGACCCCAUGUGUGGCACUGGAGCCAUACCUUUAGAGGGAGUCAUAGAGUGGACUCAUUCAUUCUUUCUUUCGGGAGACAACCAUGACAUGGCCGUCAGUCGAACAGUUAAUAACAUCAACCAUAUUGUGAAGAGAAGACAAGAUGGAGGCAGCGCUUCUCCAGGUUUGCCUAUAGACACUGCACAGUGGGACUUGUGUCAUCUACCCAUGAGGACAAGCUCUGUGGACAUAAUUACCACUGACAUGCCUUUUGGAAAGAGAAUGGGUUCCAAGAAGAAGAACUGGGAUCUAUAUCCUUCUUGCCUUCGGGAAAUGGCACGGGUCUGCAGGCCAGGGACAGGAAGGGCUGUAGUGCUAACUCAGGACAAAAAAUGUUUUCAAAAGGCUCUUGUACGGAUGAGUGGGCUGUGGAGGAAAUCGCACACUGUUUGGGUGAACGUAGGCGGGUUGCAUGCUGGAGUUUUCGUGCUCCGGCGCACAGGGGCGAAUUUUGGCACCACUCCCGAGGAUGUAAGAGAGCCUCACAGAGCGCCUGAGUCACAAGAGGAAGGAGUGCAAGAUAAGGUUUAAUAGAUAAGGUUAAUAUAAACGUGUAUAAAUGUUCAUAUAUUUGUUAACAUACAGUAAUUCAAAGACUUACAAGCUGUUGGAAAUGUAUGCAAAUCAUAACCUGUGAAAAAAUGUUUUCCACCAGUUUUUGCCUUCUCCUGUAAAGUUCAUAUUUUGCAUAUACUUGUUUUUAUUGGACAAUGACAAUAUGUAAGUGAUGUCUGUUAUGAUGGCCCUGUGUUCUUCCUCAUUCAAAAAGCAGUGAAGGGGUGGGGCUAAACUGCUACACUAUGUGGACAAAAGUUUUGGGACACAGUAUACCUACAGGAGCUUUUAUAACAUCCCAUUCUAAAUCCACUGGCAUUAAUAUUAAGUUGGUCCUCCAUUUGCGCCCAUAACAGCUUCAACUCUUCUAGGAAGGCCUUCUACAAGAUUUUGGAGUGUAUCUAUGGGAAAUUUUGCCCAAUCAUCCAGAAGAGCAGUUGUGAGGUCAGACACUGAUGGGGUUGAGAUAGCACUCUUUGAGGGCCAGUCAAGUACUUCCACACCAAACUCACCCAGCCAUGCCUUUAUGUACCUUCCUUUGUGCUCUGUGGCUCAGUCAUGCUGGAACAGAAAAGGGCCUUCCCCAAACUGUUCCUACAAAGUUAUAAGCAUACAGUUGUCCAAAAUGUCUUGGUAUGUUGAAGAUUUCACUGGAACUAAGGAGCCUAAGCUGACCCCUGACAACCACCUCCAUAGCAUUAUCCCACCUCCACCAAACUUUAUAAUUGGCAUAAUGCAGUCAGGCAGGUAGAGUUCCUUUAGUAUUUGCCAAACCAUCAGACUACCAGAUAGAGAAGUGUGAUUUGCACAGAAUGUUUCCACUGCUUCCACUGCUCCACUGAGUCUAGUGUUGAGGUCCUUUACACGACUUCCCCCCUGAGGCUUGGCGUUGUGCAUUUUCAUCUUAGGCUUGUGUGUAGCUGGUCUGCCAUGGAAACCCAGUUCAUGAAGCUCUUAAUGGGCAGUUUGAUUGCUGAUAUUGCUUCCAGAGGCAAUUUGGAACUCUAGAGAGUGAUUCAGAGGACAGGCUCAGUGCACUUCAGGACUCACCAGCUAUUGUUUCUCCAAGGUGCUUUCAUUUCGCAGUCAUAGCAUGAGCUGAUUAGUAUGACCCAUUCCACUGCCACAGUUUGUCUAGCGAGACUGCAACGCUAUGUGCUUACUUUUCUCCACCUAUUAGUAAUAGGUGUGGCUGAAACGCCUGAACUCAGUAAGUAAGGGGGUAGUCCCAAUACUUUUGUCCAUAUAGUGUAUAAACAUCAGCAUAUAUCUGUGUAUUUCACUGUUUAUGCGAUAUCAUGAAAGGCUGAGCAUAUAGAAAAAUGUGUGUGUUUGUAUAUAUAUAUACUUCUAUUGCUGUAGGCUCAGCUUUUCAGGAUAUCGCAUAAACAGUGAACUCAAAAUGGGGAGUGAAAAGUAUGUUUUAAAACUUGAACAAUGUAAUACAUCAAACUCUUAUUUUAAAAAUGUAAGAAAUUAUUAUUGGUUUUCAAUGAGCUCUAACAUUUUUGGCACACCAUGAAAAUAAAUUUCUCAUUCAUUCAUUCAUUCA
Messenger RNA from Pygocentrus nattereri (red-bellied piranha), 3235 nucleotides. It is a transcript of the gene thumpd3, whose product is annotated as THUMP domain containing 3. The record is from RefSeq and is a predicted model, not a curated record. The transcript is spliced from 10 exons. Gene Ontology annotation, molecular function: tRNA (guanine) methyltransferase activity; RNA binding. Lineage: Eukaryota; Metazoa; Chordata; Actinopteri; Characiformes; Serrasalmidae. Bases 217 to 1659 code for a protein of 480 amino acids. Gene Ontology annotation, biological process: tRNA methylation.